Punica granatum (pomegranate) is the source of this 1984-nucleotide messenger RNA. The record is from RefSeq and is a predicted model, not a curated record. NCBI's taxonomy places the organism in Eukaryota, Viridiplantae, Streptophyta, Magnoliopsida, Myrtales, Lythraceae.
CGUCAACUGGCAUCUUCCGAAUAAGGAUGCAAGCUGAUGGAAAUCUUGUCAUGUACCCCAAUGAUGCUGGCAGCCCUGCUAAUUCUUACUGGAAAUCUGACACUUAUGGAGCAGGGAACACCGCCACGCUCAAUCUUGCGGGCGGUGGCCUUCUCUACCUCAUGAAUGGCACUGGUCAAUAUUUGAAAAAUUUUACUAAUAGAAGCUACACGACCCAAGAUAUGGUAUAUCGUGCACGAAUCGAUCCCGAUGGGAUUUUCCGUUUGUACUCUUAUAACACGACAGAGAAAGGAAACUGGUCGACUGUGUGGUCGACCACAGAUGACAAGUGCGCCCCCACGGGCUUAUGUGGCUUCAAUGCCUUCUGCAACAAUGACGGCCGAGUUGCUAAAUGCCAUUGCCUUCCAGGAUUCGACUUUGUGCGACCCGGUAAUGAGACGUCCGGUUGCGAGAGGAAUUUUACAGCGGAGAGCUGCAAGGCAACGGACGCACCUGCCAGUUACACCAUUUCAAUGGUUGCCAACGUUGAAUGGCCAGAUAAUAUUUCCUACUCGGUUGUGGCCGUGCAAUCCGAGAAUGAUUGUCGAACGGAGUGUCUGCAGGACUGCAACUGUGAAGCUGCAUUUUACCAAGUCGGGUCCUGCAGUAAACAGAGGCUCCCUUUAAGAUAUGGCAGAAUGAAUCUCGGAUCAUCCAAUGCAGUUCUUGUCAAGGUAGGACAAGUGACACCCGGUAAAGGGAGCGACACCCAAGAGGAACGAAGAAAAGAACGUGUCCGUGUAGACAUUUUGGCAGUAAGUCUAUCACUCAUGGCUAUUGCACUAGUGAUUAUCAUAGCCUGCGGGAUCCUUCUUUACAGGAACCGUGUUUGGUUGUACAAAAACAUUCCGACCGACUGCACCAAUGGUAUGAUCGAGGAUGUUGCACCUAGGUCAUUUACGUACGAUGAGCUCAAAAAGGUGACUGGAGAUUUUAGAGAAGUGAUAGGGAAAGGAGCCUUUGGGAUAGUUUAUAGAGGAACCAUGUCAACUGGACAAGCUAUUGCCGUUAAGAGACUUGAACAAGUGUCCACUGACAGGGAAAGAGAGUUCCGCACAGAGAUGCUAAUCAUCGGGCGGACCCAUCAUCGGAACCUCGUCCGCCUUCUCGGUUAUAGCCUCGACACAUCCAACAAGGUUCUGGUGUACGAGUACAUGAGCAACGGGUCACUUGCGGAUCUUCUCUUUGCACCUGAGAAGCUUCUCUGUUGGGAAGGGAAGAUGGGAAUAGUGCGAAACAUAGCACGGGGUCUGCUCUACCUCCACGAGGAGUGUGAAACGCAGAUUAUCCACUGCGACAUAAAGCCUGGAAACAUACUCAUUGAUGAAAACCGACGAGCGAAGAUAUCCGACUUUGGGCUGUCAAAGCUGCUGAAGCCAGAUCAGACCAACACCUUCACAGGGAUCCGAGGGACCAGGGGCUACGUCGCGCCAGAAUGGCACAAGAACCUGCCUAUCACAGCAAAGGCUGAUGUCUACAGCUUCGGAAUUGUACUGCUGGAAAUCAUAUGCAGCCGGAGGAACAUUGAGCAGAGCCUUCCUGAAGAAGAGAUGAUCCUUGAGAACUGGGUCUACGACUGCUUCCAGGCGGGCGAGCUGAAUAGGUUAGUCGAUGAAGAAGAGGGUGUAGACAGGAGACAGCUCGAUAGGAUGGUUAAGGUUGCUAUUUGGUGCACCCUUGAAGAGCCUUCGCUUCGCCCGUCGAUGAGGAAGGUUCUGCUGAUGCUCGAAGGCACCGUAGACAUACCCUCUCCUCCUUGUCCCACUUCGUUCAUCAGUUGCAUAUGAAGCUGAGAUGAUCUUGAGGUAGUGAGCAGCUCAUCCCCACAUAAGAUAUUUUCCAGAAUUUUUCUACUCUUUUGAUUUAGAUCAGUAUCAGCUCUACUUUGAUUUUAUAAUUUCUUUUUGAUGUUGCUGCUAUUUGAGGCCUCCUAAUAACAAGUUGA